Messenger RNA from Tripterygium wilfordii, 1524 nucleotides. Its product is annotated as beta-glucosidase 24-like. NCBI's taxonomy places the organism in Eukaryota, Viridiplantae, Streptophyta, Magnoliopsida, Celastrales, Celastraceae. Gene Ontology annotation, molecular function: beta-glucosidase activity. Bases 1 to 1524 code for a protein of 507 amino acids. The record is from RefSeq and is a predicted model, not a curated record. The transcript has 14 exons. Gene Ontology annotation, biological process: carbohydrate metabolic process.
AUGGGGCUUUUACAAGGCCUCAUUGGCUUCCUUGCAAUUGCUUCUUUGCUUGCUUCUUCUUCGGUUUCCGGUUUAAAUGAUGAAGAAAGCCGUAUAAGUAAAUCAGAUUUCCCAAUCGAUUUCACAUUUGGGGUUUCUACUUCUGCUCUGCAGAUCGAAGGCUCAACAACAGAGGGAGGAAGAGGACCAUCCAUUUGGGAUGCAUUCGUAAAAAUUCCAGGAAAAAUUAUGGAUGGAAGUAGCUUGGAAACCGCGAUUGAUUCUUAUAAUCGAUACAAGGAAGAUGUGUUGUUGUUAAAGCUCCUCGGAGUGAAUUCUUACAGAUUUUCCAUUUCCUGGACCAGAAUUCUACCCGAUGGGACCUUGAGUGGUGGAGUAAACCAGGAAGGGAUCGAUCAUUACAACGGGCUUAUUGAUGAAUUAAUCAAAUACAAUAUCACACCAUAUGCGACCAUAUUUCACUUCGACUUUCCACAAGCCCUGUAUGAGAAUUCCGGUGGCUUGCUGAAUAGCUCAUUGGUGCAACAUUUCAAAGACUAUUGUGAAAUAUGUUUCAAUUCAUUUGGAGAUAGGGUUAAGAACUGGAUUACAAUAAACGAGCCAUUAAUUCUAGCUCAAUUCGGGCACGAUCUAGGGUUUGCACCUCCGGGGAGGUGUUCAGAUCGAUCGAAAUGUCCAGAGGGUGAUUCAUCAACUGAGCCUUAUAUUGUGGGACAUAACCUUCUACUUGCUCAUGCACAUGCUGCUAAGCUGUACAAGGACAACUUCCAGAAGAACCAAGGGGGACAAAUUGGAAUAAGCCUUGUUGGGCAAUACUAUGAGCCUUACUCGGAUUCACCAGAAGAUAAAGCUGCACAAAAGAGAGCCUUGGACUUCAGUUUGGGAUGGUAUGUGGAACCACUGGUUUUUGGUGAUUACCCAAUCAUAAUGAAAGAAUUAGUGAAGGACAGACUGCCAGUUUUCACUGAAGAAGAAAAAAUGUUGUUGAAGGGAUCUUGUGAUUUUAUUGGGAUCAAUUAUUACACAACAAGAUAUGCUAAAAGCAUUCCUAUAGAUCCACUGGCUCCUGCACUCAGCUACACUGCAGAUAAAUUUGUGAACGAAACAUUAUAUAACGAGAAUGGAGUAAUUAUUGGUCCAAAGGCUGAACCAAGCCUCUACAUUUACAUAUAUCCUGAAGGACUGCAGAAACUAUUGGAGUUCAUGAAGUAUACAUACCAAGACCCAAAAAUCUACAUUACUGAAAAUGGGGUUACCCAGUGUGGAGACAUUCCACGCCUUCAAGCGAUAAAUGAUGAUGAUCGGAUCAAAUUUAUUCGGCAGCAUUUGUACAGGAUUGCUCAAGCAAUCAAAAAUGGCGUGAACGUGAACGGGUACUUUUACUGGAGUGCAUUUGACGACUUUGAAUGGGUAGAGGGUUACACAGUGAGAUUUGGGCUUUACUAUGUUGAUUACAAAGCUAAUCUAUUACGCAUACCCAAAAGAUCUGCUGCCUGGCUCUAUAAAUUCCUCCGAGGACCUUAA